AGCCUGGAUUGGAAGCUUAAUGUAUUAUCCCGUAGUUGCAAGUCAUUUUGUGGGUAUUAGUAUUUCUGGUGUUUCAUCGAGUUGUUGUUGCUGAAGUAAUAGCAAAAAUAAAAAGAAGACAUUUAUUCAUGGUACUGGAUGGGGUAUGAAUGUGUCUUGAAACCAAAGAUCCUUGUUACUGGGACAGAUUUCUCAGCUGGGUGGGUAGGUGUUUCAUGUUCAGGUAGUGACAUAGGAGGUGAUGAUAUCAUAGCAGGGAACGUGAGCAAGUACACUGUUCUCCCAGCUGGUUAUUGUGGACAGCCUAAAAAAGGACAUCUUAUAUUUGAUGCCUGUUUUGAAAGUGGUAAUCUUGGACGGGUGGACCACAUCACAGAGUUUGAGUAUGACCUGUUCAUUAGACCAGAUACCUGUAACCCACGCUUUCGAGUUUGGUUCAACUUCACUGUUGAAAAUGUAAAAGAAUCACAGAGGGUAAUUUUCAAUGUUGUUAACUUCAGCAAAACAAAAAGCCUUUACAGAGAUGGGAUGGCUCCAAUGGUGAAAUCCACAAGCAGACCAAAAUGGCAAAGAAUACCCUCUAAAAAUGUGUAUUACUAUCACUGCCCAGACCACAGGAAGAACUAUGUCAUGUCAUUUGCAUUUUGCUUUGACCGUGAGGAUGACACUUAUCAGUUUGCUUACUGCUACCCCUACACCUAUACUCGCCUUCAGCACUAUCUUGACAACCUACAAAGGAGGAACAUGGACUACUUUUGCAGAGAACUGCUAGGACUCAGUGUGCAGAGACGGCAGCUUGACCUCCUGACAAUAACCAGCCCUGCGAACCUGCGUCCAGGUGCAGAACAGAAAGUGGUGUUCAUCACUGCGCGUGUCCACCCUGGGGAAACACCAUCUUCCUUCGUGUGCCAAGGUAUAAUUGAUUUCCUUGUGAGCCAGCAUCCUAUUGCAAAAGUACUGAGAGACCACCUGGUAUUCAAGAUUGCACCUAUGCUCAAUCCUGAUGGAGUAUACCUAGGAAAUUACAGGUGCUCCCUUAUGGGGUUCGAUUUAAACCGGCACUGGGCAAAUCCAUCUCCAUGGGCUCAUCCCACCCUGCACGGAGUGAAACAGCUUAUCAUCGAGAUGUACAACAACCCGAAGAUUAACCUGGAGUUCUAUAUUGACAUCCAUGCCCACUCCACCAUGAUGAAUGGCUUCAUGUAUGGGAACAUCUUUGAAGACGAGGAAAGAUUUCAGCGACAGGCUGUUUUACCCAAGCUACUCUGUCAAAAUGCUGAAGAUUUCUCUUAUUCCAGUACAUCCUUCAACCGAGAUGCUGUGAAAGCAGGGACAGGCAGGCGUUUUCUUGGUGGGCUGUUAAAUGAUACGUCCUACUGCUACACACUGGAAGUCUCAUUCUACAGCUACAUCGUGGCUGGAACUACAACUGCUGUCCCCUACACAGAAGAAGCAUAUAUGAAGCUUGGAAGGAAUGUGGCCAGGACGUUCUUGGACUACUACAGACUGAACUCCUUGGUGGAAAGACCGCUAGCACCUACUCCUAAAACUCGGAAAGAAAAGGAGCCGCUUUUUAAAGGCACUACCCCGCAGGGUCAAGGGACCAGCCACGUCAGCAGCAAGCUGGAGAAGAGGAGCCAGACACAUCCAAAGGACCAGUCUCUCCCCACGCAAUGAGAGGGGAGAAGAAGAAAGAGAGAAGAGGGCUGGUCUGUGGGGUGAGGAGGAGGAGUGAGGCUGGGGCUGGAACUGCUGAUGUUUCUCUUUUUUUUUUUUUUCCCAGAUAAGUAUUUCUAAGAUAACAAAUAGUCCAAGGGGGAAAGAGGGAGAGGGAAAUUAGCUAGAAAUUUUACCAUUGAUUCUUUUUUAUUUAUAGAUGGUAAAUCAAUUUCAGACUUUUUUUUUCCCCCUCAUCUCUGGGAAAAUAAAGAGUGACCCGAUAGAUUUAGAGAAAUCAUUUGCAGUGGCUGAAAAGCUAUUUGUUACAAUGAGAAAGCCUCCCCUUCCUCCACCAGCCUCUCCUGCUCUCUUUAAAGGGGUAAUCCAUACGAUGAGCAAAUGAGGGAGUCCUGGCUCCCCUGCUGCCCCGUGUGAUGUCUCCUGUUUUAGUGUCAGGCUCAGAAGCUUUUAUGCCAAUUGCAUGCAGUAGCCCAGUUAGCUUGCAUUAAGAGAGCCUGAUAAAUAGCUUCUGGGAGUCAGGCAGGCGCUCCUCGAUGUGCCGUUUAUCAUCCGCUGCAUGGCUAGGUUUUUUGCUCUUCUAUCAGAUCAUCUGAGGGAAGUGGUCAUAUGAGAAAUGUUCCUGAUGUCACCUGUCAGGCUGCAGGCUUGAAACUCACUGCAAGACCUGUCUAACAGGCAGAAGCCAUGGUCCUCCAGCAAUAACUGGUCGGGGUCUAGAAGGACUGGACUUCCCAAAAGAUUUAUGACUGAGACGGUGUCAGCUAGGGGUAGUGCUGAAAGGGAUGAACCAAUGAUGUUGUGCUGCUGUUGUAAAUCUCACGUGGAACGUCACAAUCAUCCCAUUGCAUGGACAGCAAGUGCUAUGUCUGCUUGAAGCCACUGUCAUCAAGCAGCCUUGUCUCCUGUCUUGUGUGACUUACUGGAAACAUUUGUCAAAGAUGUGGAUUUGAAGUGCAGUGCAGUUUCUCAGACUGGAGAGUAAAAGCGUGUGACUGGGAGGGGGUUGGAAGUACCUCUCGGGAUGAAAAGGGACAGUGUACUUAGAAGUACUGGUUUGGAGAAGAGAAGAUAGUGAGACCCAGUGGCUAGGAAGGGAAAGGAUGAGCCAGGCUGGGGUUGAAGAGGGAUGUGUGAAAGACUGAAUGAGCUCCCCUUCGUGUGGGGUGCUUUGGGGUGCUUUUGUGUGGGGUGGCCUUGAAAAAGUAGCAGUCCCAGACAUUCCUUUCUCUAGUGAAAGACCAAGGUUGGUUACUUCUCUUUCCCAGGACUUGAGCUUUAUGAUCGAGGAGCAGGGACAGACUCAGCCAGGCCCUCGUCUUACAGGUAUUACAAAGAGCUACCUGAGAGCAGCCUGGGUUGCAUACAUGCAGCCAGGAAGCCAGUAGGCCCUCAGAUGUGCUCAUCUGUCUUUGAAUCCUGUGUCUGUACCAUUGUCACGAUGGAUGAGGAAGGGCAAGCUACUCAGGAUCUGACAAAACUUGAGCUGAUUGAGUCUGUGCAUUUGCCAGCUGUUUGCUGGGCUUUUGUUAGUUAAGUUUCUCUCUGAUAAGGGGAAUUUGGCUGAAAACAAGCAAGAGGAUAUCUCACCGAAAGGAGAAUGAUUUUAAACACCAAACAAACCUGAUAUUGUCAGUCUUUCAAGGUGAGGGGGUUAAACUGUGAUCAUUUUAGGUAGAAUAAAAUGCCCUCUUGUGAUGAAUUCCAAGGCAUCCAAAAGGCACUGUGCUGGCUUUCUGUCUCCAAGAGGAGAGUAAUGAAUAGCAGUGACAGUACGAUAAUUAAAAUGACCUCUUGGAGAUAUGGAUUAGAAGGUAUGCAGAGGGGGGAUAAGUUCUCCUUUGAAUUAAUCUAGUGUUAAUUUAUGACUAUCGUUGGGUUUUAUAGGUUUUGAAGGGAAGACUUUCAAAGUUGGUUUACUGGGGGAGAAAUGUUCCUUUUGUGCAUUCAUUGGGAAAACAUUUGUAGAAUUCUUUAUUAUUUAUUUUUGAAUGGUUCUAUAUAUACAUAUGCAUAUAUAUAAUGAGAAUUGCAGGUAUUUGCUUAGCAACUAAAGGAUUUACUCUAGAAUUAUGAAUAAAGUAAUAAAAGCAGCUGUGGAA
Anas platyrhynchos (mallard) is the source of this 3779-nucleotide messenger RNA. It is a transcript of the gene BEND5, whose product is annotated as BEN domain containing 5. The record is from RefSeq and is a predicted model, not a curated record. Gene Ontology annotation, biological process: negative regulation of DNA-templated transcription; proteolysis. Lineage: Eukaryota; Metazoa; Chordata; Aves; Anseriformes; Anatidae. Gene Ontology annotation, molecular function: DNA binding; zinc ion binding; metallocarboxypeptidase activity.